This is a messenger RNA of Lytechinus variegatus (green sea urchin), 1210 nucleotides long. Its product is annotated as ras-related C3 botulinum toxin substrate 1-like. Gene Ontology annotation, biological process: establishment or maintenance of cell polarity; motor neuron axon guidance; actin filament organization. The record is from RefSeq and is a predicted model, not a curated record. NCBI's taxonomy places the organism in Eukaryota, Metazoa, Echinodermata, Echinoidea, Temnopleuroida, Toxopneustidae. The transcript has 6 exons. Gene Ontology annotation, cellular component: cell cortex; plasma membrane; cell projection. Bases 166 to 747 code for a protein of 193 amino acids. Gene Ontology annotation, molecular function: protein kinase binding; GTPase activity; GTP binding.
CUUUAUCUGGGCGAUCUUGAGCUGCUGCUGUGUGAUGAUGUGAUGUGUUUUCGUGCUCGCGUCCGGUAAUUUCUACCUCUGGAAAUCAACUCUUUCUUGUUCUCCUUUUGUUUUUGGAUUGAAGGGACUUGCAUUCCUACUGUCUACGAGAUUGUAUUUGAAAGAAUGCAAUCCAUUAAAUGUGUUGUUGUAGGCGAUGGAGCUGUUGGUAAGACAUGUCUUCUCAUCAGUUACACCACAAAUGCUUUCCCUGGAGAAUACAUUCCCACCGUCUUUGACAAUUACUCUGCUAACGUAAUGGUAGAUGGUAAGCCUGUCAACUUAGGAUUAUGGGAUACUGCUGGACAGGAAGACUAUGAUAGGUUACGACCUUUGUCAUACCCCCAAACAGAUGUAUUUUUGAUCUGUUUUUCUGUGGUGAGUCCAGUAUCAUAUGAGAACGUCAGAGCAAAGUGGGCCCCAGAAGUGAGACAUCAUUGUCCAAACACACCCAUCAUCCUAGUAGGAACUAAGUUAGAUCUGAGAGAUGAUCCAGAUACCGUCAAUAAACUCAAAGAUAGAAAUCAGUAUCCAAUCAGAUAUCAACAGGGAAUACAGAUGCACAAGGAAAUCAACGCUGUGAAAUACCUAGAAUGUUCAGCAUUGACGCAAAAAGGACUGAAGAUGGUCUUUGAGGAAGCCAUCAGAGUCUUUCUCUAUCCUCCAAAAGCUCCCAAGAAGCGUAGACAUCAAUGUGCAGUUUUAUGAGUUUGUAUACAUCAGGGCUACCUCUCAUAAAGAGCUGCAAUUGAUUAGAAUUAAUCUUAACUAUGGAAAGCCAGUGAUGUGAUGAUUUAUUCUUUAGAAGGCACCAGGCCUGAUUCUUUGAAAAGCAGCAAGCUUAUUGGUCAAACUGACAUGCGCAUGAACAUUCUUCAUCUCUUAAUGUGACGAUACCCAGUCAUGUAUUUUUCUUUGUGGUGAAUUAUGACAUUGUUGGCUUUCCAUAGCUCUGAUCUAUUGAAUCGAUUGUAACCCUUUUCAAGACGGGCCUACAUGUAGAUAUACUCAGUACAUGAAUCUAGGUAUGAGGAAAAACAACUUGAUUGUAUAUGUAUCUGGUUUCCUCUUAUACAUCAACUCAUUAUGACACUGUAUAGAAAGUUAUGUACUAUUAUGUUAGCGUACUGUGCAGGUUUUGCAUAAAUUGGAAGGAUGUAGUUCUUUCUAU